AUGAAGCACCUUGCAGCAUACCUCCUCCUUGGCCUCGCCGGCAACUCCGACCCCUCUGAAGACGACAUCAAGGGCGUUCUCUCCUCUGUCGGGAUCGACGCAGACGAGGAACGUCUCUCCAAGUUGCUCGAAGAGUUGAAGGGCAAAGAUAUCAAUGAGUUGAUUGCUGAGGGCUCAACCAAACUCGCCUCUGUGCCAACUGGCGGUGCUGGUGGUGCUGCCGCCCCCGCUGCCGGUGGUGCUGCGGCUGGCGGUGGUGCUGCCGCUGAGGAAGAGAAACCAGCCGAGAAGGAAGAGGAGAAGGAAGAGUCUGAUGAGGAUAUGGGCUUCGGUCUGUUCGACUAA
Molecule: messenger RNA, 345 nt
Organism: Fonsecaea monophora
Lineage: Eukaryota; Fungi; Ascomycota; Eurotiomycetes; Chaetothyriales; Herpotrichiellaceae
Exons: 2
Coding region: 1-345 (114 amino acids)
Biological process (GO): cytoplasmic translational elongation
Cellular component (GO): ribosome; cytosolic large ribosomal subunit
Molecular function (GO): structural constituent of ribosome
Source: RefSeq, a predicted model, not a curated record